CCCAUUGCUCUUAAAACUCAUUUCCCUGCUUCUCGUGGUUUCCUUGCAUCCCUCCGGUCCCUCAAUGCUUCCCUGGUGGGAGGGACUAGUCACAGGGAAACGACGCAAGUGAGGGAAGCAAGGAUUCCAUUUAACCGAAGUGAGAAGAGCCCUGGCUCGACUGCGUUUUCCCAAGUGGAGGCUGGCUUGACCGCAGUCAGUUUUUCCAUUCUCCCUUUAAGAGCUGACAGUAGCUCUGCUCAGAUGGCGUAGGAUGACCGUGCUAUGAUUACAUCCAGGAUGUUACUCACAUGAUCGACGGACAAAUAUUGUGUUAACUUUAACGGGAAUCUAUGGAGGCGUCAUAAUGCACGGUGUUUCUCCAGCAGUGUCAGUAUUCUUAUCGGUGUUUACGUUGAUUCAGAGCCCAGUCGAAGCGCUUCAGGUGAUUGGAGGAAACGUCACCGUUGUGCAAGGAGGGACUGCCAACUUUCCCUGCCAACUUAUCGGCGCUACGGAAACACUCAGCCAAAUUUCCUGGCAGAAGAAGACCAGAGAAAAACCUCAGAACUAUAACUUCCUUACAAUUUUGAAGACAGGACCAAAUUAUUUCAAUGGACAUGAUGACCGUUUUACAUUUAUUGGGGACUUAAAAGCCAAGAAUGGAUCCCUGCAGUUAUUUGGAGUCACAUUGAUGGACGAAGGCACCUACACCUGCAUCUUCACGCUGUUUCCCAGCGGAAUUCACAAGACUGAGAUACCUCUAAAUUUGCUUGUGCCUCCGGUGAUAAUCCUGAAGGAUGAUCAUCCUAUUUUGGGUAAUGAAGAGGUUUCUCUUGUUACCUGCACGGCUGUUGGUUCAAAGCCUCCUGCAGAAAUAAGCUGGCUCACUGGUGCUCUGGCAGGAAAAGUGAGAGAAUCAACCACCUCCACCCUGAACGCUAACAGUACUACAACCACAAUCAGCUCGGUGCUUGGAGUACCUACCAGAGAAUUAGACGGUCAAUUGGUCAAGUGUGUUGUCACCAGUGCAGCCAUGAUGAAUGAAGAAACCCUACCCAUCACCAUACAGCUCUACUUUCCACCGAUGGAAGUGACCAUUCUUGAGAAUUCUGAAGGCUCCUUUAUAUGUGAGGCUGAAGCAAAUCCACCUGCAAACAUCACCUGGAGCAGAAUCGACCUCCCGUGGCCUCAGUCUGCUGUCAGAGAGGGUGCAGUGCUACGGCUCAAGGAAAUGACCCCUGACCUUAAUGGCCUCUACCAGUGUGAAGCAUCUAACCAACAUGGAAGUAAACAACAACAGCUCUGUGUGUAUGUGGCUUCAGGAAACUGCACUGCUUGUCGGGUCUUAUUCAGCCUUUUCUUCAUCCUGAUUGUCGCUGCUGUGGCUGCAGCAGGGUACCUUUACAAAUCUGGAAGGAUUCAAUGGAGCAGAGACAGGCAGCCGGUCUCAACGAAUUCACCUGAAGAGGAGCAAGUUUUAUAAGAAUCCAGUCAAUAAAGUAUGUAUAAUAGGGAGCUUCCUGAAGUCCAUGGGAGUAGCAGGGUGGAGUGCAGAUGGACUCUCCUCGGCAUGUUUCCCUCCUGACUCAGCUGUUAGAGCAGGUGCUGCUGUCCAGGUGCUUUGUAUUGUAAUGUCCUAUGAUAACAGCCUUUACAAUUAUAUUUGGUUUAUUUCUAAACAAAUAGAUGAAGUUUUUCCCAAAAGAAGAAGUGACAUGGGGAAUGUAUUUAGUGAAAGUAUUUUUCAAGCUAAAAAGUGGAAGCUUCAAUGAAUGUUUACUGUCUAUGGCUGACUGAAAUGGAAAGUUUGCAUGACCGAUUAACGCGAGCAUCUUGCAUCAGUGUUACCUGAGAACUGGCUUUAAUCUUGAUAGGCUGCACUAUCAGUAAUUGCUGUAACUGCCACGAUACUUCCCUUCUGGUUUUCUCCCCGUUACGCCCCUCUCUAGGGGUAGAGAGAAACAACAUACACCAGUGUGGAAUUGGUAUAAUUAUAGGUAUUUAUUUAUAUAUAAUAGUGGUAACAAAAUAAUAAAGGCAUACAGCCUGGCACAAAGUACAAAGGGCCAAAAUACCGGUUGACAACAACCAACAGAAAGAGAACUCCAAAAGAGAGUCUAAGAUUAUACAAAGUAUUGAAUAGUACACAAAAAGGGAAACAAAAAGCUAACUUUUAACGUGGUAUUAAUUAAUAACUGCAAAGGCUGUAGGAAACACAGCUGCUACUAAUCGACAAACGCUAACAGCUAAGCUACCCUGGAUACUACACAUAGCUUUCACAAUCUACAGUGGCUCUCAGUUGAUAUACAAAGAAUGAAGGCUCUCUACGGGCAGAGUUUGUUGCAUCUGUUCUGGGCCACUGUAGAGAAAUGACGGACUCAUAAGAGGCUCAUUCUAGGCAAACAAAAAACAGUUCUUAAUUUCAGGUUACACCAAUGAGAACUUGGAUACUAUAAUCAAUUUCUCCUAUUGGAUCCCCCUUAAUCCUUCACACUGUUCGUUUCACUGUUGCUCAAAGCAGAGGAUUGUAAAGAGUGUUUACAACCACACAAGAUACAACCUAACAGGCCAAACAAAAUAUUGCUGAGAAAUUUCAAUACUAUUUCUUGAUUUAUUUAAAAUGUUUUACUAAGCUGGACUUGAUGUGUUGUUUUUGUGUUUACAAUGUUGCCAGAUAACUGACAGACCAAUCUUUCCUCACACACAGUGUAUUUAAUGAUGCGUUUUCCUUAUACCAAAUGCGUACAGUAUGUAAGAGAAUACCGUCAGUGUUGAGAUGUUACAAAAGAACAUGUUCCUUUCUAAACCCCUGAUUUUAUUUGAACCAACGCCUAGCGUAAACAUUUUAUUUAUCUGCUCAAGAUCGAUUGGAUCAAUGCUCUGAAGCCGCUAUCACAUUAAACACAGCCUUAUCUGUGAGCUGCUGAACUUCUAAGCACCAUCACAUUUCAUGGAAUUGUUGACUACUACGAUUAUCUACUGAGUGCUAAAACAUUUGCUCUGCUUUGAAACUGUCGCUCUGACAAUGUUUUAGUUGUGUUUAAGUCAGCCAAGCUCUUUGUUAUCUUUGAAUAGGUGUAUAGCAUCCUCCAAUGUUAUGGGUAAACAAGCUUAAAACAGAAAGACCCCAAAGUCAGCAAAAAAGGAAUGAAUGAUGUUUUAAGUUCAGUGAAGGUCAAAAUGAAGAGCUGACUUGCGAAAACCGUAGAAAAAUAUUAUUAUAUUAUUUAUAAAGUUGGACUGCAUCUUCAUCUCCUAAAUAUAUUUGAUAAUUAUCAGUUAAACAAAGUAUAAAGUGUUUGAUUGGCUCUUAGUGAAAUCAUUAAAGCCAUCAUGUUGGCAUACAUCAUAAUGGGAGGUUACUUGGGUUGUACAGGUUAUGUUAAGUUUAAAAAAAAAAAAUUCCUUAGUUAAGAUUUUAAAAGUUACAAAAUUCCUUUACAUAAAAGUAGUCCAAGGGACAUACAUGAACCGGCCUCUGAUUUAUCCUCCGUCUUGUUCUCCAUCUUAAAAUGAUAACCUUUGGCCUACAUCCUGUGUGCAGCGGAUGUAGCGAUAUCUUAUUGUUCUAUUAAUACCUAUCUGUUACAAACAUAGAAAGUCCUUAAGGCUUCAUCUCCUGGGGAUUUUUUAAUAUCUAUGCCAAUGUUAUUUGUAUUUAAAUUAAUCAAAUAGCUGUCCACACAUUUCACACAAUACCAAGCUCAUGGUAUUUCUCACACUCGAGUGACAAAAAAAACAUUCCUAGAUUUCAUUUUAGACUAGUUUUCGUCCUUAGAUUAAUAGUCCACGAUUUUACUCAUGUUUAGUUAAAUAUAUCCUUCUUCGUUGUAGUUACACGUGUGUUUUUAAUAUGUUUAUCCUGAGUGUCUGGGUUAUGGGUUAUUUAGAUUGUUCCUUAUUCCCCAAAUUCUGCUACACAGCGCUUAUUUUGACAGACAUUUUUUUAUUUGUUUUGGAGGGGAGGAACAAUAAAUCCGAUCUACUUAAUUCCCCCUAUUUCUUGCACACAUAUUCACUCUUAUUUCAAUUGAAAAUGUAAAUUAUUCGUGCGUAAAUCAAAAAUGUUUUGUAUUUUGUAAGAAAUACAUCUGAACCGUGUCAAAGACAUUAAAAUACGGAAACCUUUAUUAAAUAAAAAUAUGAAGUAUAUAAUUAAGCCACUAAAUGAAUGCACUCUGCCCGCCAUUAGUAUGAGCGUAAACUAUAGCUAUGUUCGUUGGUCAAGUUAUUUAUGAUGAUCGAUAUGUUCAUUAUGAGAAGUUUUGUUUUGGGGGUGGGGGUGGGGGGUUGCAGUAUCGUGUCUGCAAAUACAAGUAUAAUUUUGGUGUACUAAGGCAGCUAUUUCCCUUUUCCUUCUCAUUAUAGAAUAUCGGCUUUACGUUUUAUGCAGAUUUUACUAUUUCAGUUGCUGUUUGUGAUUCACAUUCCUUUAAUAUUUUUAGAUUUGUUUGUUAUUGUGCAGUAACAUUAGAAGUAGUUAAUAAAAGUGUUGGAUCCAAAUAUUUUGAUCAUUUGCUGUUUACCAUUAUCUGUUUUGCGUUAAGUCAAUGUUCAGAGUGUCAUAUACUUUUCUUUCAACCUGUAUGGAAAUAAACUUUACAAAUCCC
Messenger RNA from Gymnodraco acuticeps, 4592 nucleotides. Its product is annotated as poliovirus receptor homolog. NCBI's taxonomy places the organism in Eukaryota, Metazoa, Chordata, Actinopteri, Perciformes, Bathydraconidae. The record is from RefSeq and is a predicted model, not a curated record. The transcript is spliced from 8 exons. Gene Ontology annotation, biological process: homophilic cell-cell adhesion; heterophilic cell-cell adhesion. Gene Ontology annotation, cellular component: adherens junction. Bases 347 to 1465 code for a protein of 372 amino acids.